AGCGAACGCGGCGGAGGGAGGGAGCGCGGCGGCGGCGGCCCCUCCCCUCCUCCUCCCGCCGCCGCGGGGAGCGCAGGGAGCAGCCGGGGGCUCGGCGGCGGCGGCGUCUGGCCCCAGCUCCUCCUCCUGCUUUUCCUCCUCCUCCAUCUCCUCGCUCCCUCCAUCUGCCGUGGUUAUGGCCCGUCGCUGGAGCACAAAAGAGUCUCCGCGGGGGAGGUCUGCGUGGGUCUUGCUCUUCCUCGCCGGGGUGUACGCUUGUGGAGAAACUCCCGAACAGAUUCGAGCCCCGAGCGGUAUAAUCACCAGUCCAGGCUGGCCUUCCGAGUAUCCCGCCAAGAUCAACUGCAGCUGGCUCAUCAGGGCAAACCCAGGGGAAAUUAUUACGAUAAGUUUCCAGGAUUUUGACAUUCAGGGGUCCAGAAGAUGCAGUUUGGACUGGUUGACAAUAGAAACAUAUAAGAAUAUUGAGAGCUACCGAGCCUGUGGCUCCACAAUCCCACCUCCCUACAUUUCUUCUCAAGACCACGUCUGGAUCCGGUUCCACUCCGAUGACAGUGUCUCUCGGAAGGGUUUCAGACUGGCGUACUUUUCAGGGAAAUCUGAGGAACCAAACUGCGCUUGUGAUCAGUUCCGCUGCGGAAGUGGGAAGUGUAUUCCAGAAGCCUGGAAAUGCAACAGCAUGGAUGAAUGUGGAGAUGGCUCCGAUGAGGAGAUCUGCGCUAAGGAAGCUAAUGCUCCCACGCCCGCUGCUUUUCAGCCCUGUGCUUACAACCAGUUCCAGUGUCUGUCUCGGUUCACCAAAGUUUACACCUGCCUCCCCGAGUCUUUAAAAUGCGACGGCAACAUUGACUGCCUCGACCUCGGAGAUGAGAUAGACUGUGACGUGCCCACUUGUGGGCAGUGGCUAAAAUACUUUUAUGGUACUUUCAAUUCUCCCAAUUACCCAGACUUUUAUCCUCCGGGCAGCAAUUGCACCUGGUUAAUAGACACGGGUGAUCAUCGCAAAGUCAUUUUACGCUUCACAGACUUCAAACUCGACGGUACCGGCUAUGGUGAUUACGUCAAAAUAUACGACGGGCUGGAGGAGAACCCACACAAGCUCUUGCGGGUGCUGACUGCCUUUGAUUCUCACGCGCCCCUGACAGUGGUUUCUUCCUCUGGGCAGAUACGGGUCCAUUUCUGUGCGGAUAAAGUGAACGCUGCCAGGGGAUUUAAUGCCACUUACCAGGUAGACGGCUUCUGUUUGCCCUGGGAGAUCCCCUGCGGGGGUAACUGGGGGUGCUACACUGAGCAGCAGCGCUGUGACGGGUAUUGGCAUUGCCCAAACGGGAGGGAUGAGGUCAACUGUACCGUGUGCCAGAAGGAGGAGUUCCCGUGCUCCCGGAACGGCGUCUGUUACCCGCGUUCGGACCGCUGCAACUACCAGAAUCAUUGCCCCAAUGGCUCGGACGAGAAGAACUGCUUUUUCUGCCAGCCUGGGAAUUUUCAUUGUAAAAACAACCGUUGUGUGUUUGAAAGCUGGGUGUGUGAUUCUCAGGACGACUGCGGCGACGGCAGCGAUGAGGAGAACUGCCCGGUGAUUGUGCCCACCAGAGUCAUAACCGCGGCCGUCAUCGGGAGCCUCAUCUGUGGCCUGCUGCUCGUCAUUGCGUUGGGAUGCACCUGUAAGCUCUAUUCUCUGAGGAUGUUUGAGCGGAGAUCAUUUGAAACACAGCUGUCAAGAGUGGAAGCGGAAUUGCUAAGAAGAGAAGCUCCUCCCUCAUAUGGGCAGUUGAUUGCUCAGGGCUUAAUCCCACCGGUCGAAGAUUUUCCUGUGUGUUCACCUAACCAGGCUUCUGUUCUGGAAAACCUGAGGCUCGCCGUCCGAUCCCAGCUUGGAUUUACUUCCAUCAGGCUUCCUAUGGCAGGCAGAUCCAGCAACAUCUGGAACCGCAUCUUCAAUUUUGCAAGAUCGCGUCAUUCAGGGUCAUUGGCUUUGGUCUCAGCAGAUGGUGACGAGGUGGUCCCUAGUCAGGGUACCAGCAGAGAACCUGAAAGGAAUCAUACUCACAGAAGUUUGUUUUCCGUGGAGUCAGACGACACAGACACAGAAAGUGAGAGGAGAGAGACAGCUGGAGCGUCUGGUGGGGUUGCAGCUCCUUUGCCCCAGAAAGUCCCUCCCACCACAGCAGUAGAGGCCACCGUGGGAGCAGGUGGAAGUUCCUCCGCUCAGAGUACCCGAGGUGGGCACUCGGAUAACGGAAGGGAUGUGACCAGUGUGGAACCCCCAAGUGUGAGUCCAGCUCGUCAGCAGCUCACAAGCGCACUAAGUCGGAUGACUCAGGGGCUACGUUGGGUACGGUUUACAUUAGGUCGAUCCAGCCCCGUAAAUCAGAACCAGAGUCCUUUAAGACAACUUGACAACGGGGUCAGUGGGAGAGAAGAAGAUGAUGAUGUUGAAAUGCUAAUUCCCGUUUCUGAUGGAGCUUCAGACUUGGAUGUGAACGACUGCUCUAGGCCUCUUCUUGAUCUUGCCUCAGAUCAAGGCCCAGGCUUCAGGCAACCAUAUACUGCACCAAACCCUGGCGUGAGGCCAGGCAGCCGAGACGGCCCCUGUGAGCGCUGUGGAAUUGUGCACACGGCCCAGAUACCGGACACGUGCUUAGAAGCAACACUGAAAGGCGAAACGAGUGAUGAUGAGGCUUUGUUACUUUGUUAGGUACGAAUCGCGUAAAGGAAAUUACGUACAAGUUGGAGCAAUAUCCAGUCAUUGUUUUGUAACUUUACAAUUAAACUAGUAUUAAUUUAAAAAGAAAAAAAGAUGCAGGGUGAUUUCUUAUUAUUGUCUGUUAGCCUGCAUGGUUAAAUGAAACGAUUUGUAACUUUAGAGUUUGCUAUUUUAGCAGCGAAACAUGCAUUAUGUAUUCAUAUUGUUCAUGGAUGUUCUUCCAUUUGUUUCUCAUUGUUUUUAUCCUGGUACUGUAGUUCAUGUUAGAAAUAUGGCUGCUGAAACUCAUUUGAUGUCAGUUUAUCCUAUGUUAAAACUAUUAUUUGUACAAAAUAUAUUAUUUUAAUUGAACCCUUUCAGCUUUUGCCAAUACAUCUUGUAACUUAAUAUACUAGAAGUCAAGGUUGUUAAUGUACUCCCAAGGCAGGGUGGGGAUUCUUAUACUCACAUGUGUUUUUAUUUAUAUAUCAUUUGUCUAAGUAUUAUUGGAUUUCAUCAUAAUAAGAACUUGUUUAAAGGAAAAAAACUUAACCUAAAAUUUUUUUCUUUUAUGUUGAACAUGCAGUGAUGUGAAAUUUAGAUAGAGUUAGGUAAACUAAUGGCAAAAACGAAACUCUUUUAUAGGUUUUCUAAUCUUGACUUUAAUACUCUUAAUAUGGUAUUAAACCAAAUGGUAAAAUUACAAGUCAUUUCUUUUUCAUCUCUAUUUAGGGACAGGAUUGAGCAGAUGAAGAUACUCUACUAUGCAGUAAAUCUUGAACUUUAUAAAAUAUGUACAAAAAUUGUACAAGAUAAGUUCCAGCUGGUAAUGUCUUUCCCUGGUAUAGGGUUAUGCUUGUAUUGGACCCUAGGGAUUUGCACUAAAAUCAUAUAAAAAAUCUCAGAUGAGUUUAGUGCAUAAGCACUAUCACUUUAAAUUCUAUUAUUUGCUACCACAAUAACUAUAUAUUUCCAUAGCUUUGGGUGGGGUGAAGGGGGCAUUUUUAUUACAACUUGAAAUUUCUUUGCUGGUUUUAUAUUUAUUUGUUGUAUUUAAAGACUGCAUUAUUAUAAGAAAGUGACUUUUUCAAUAUAUUUUAUUCUUGAGGGGGAUCAUGCUACAUGUUGAAAAACAAAUUAAGAAAUCAUUUAGAUCAGCCCCUAUUUUAAGUAGAGUGAUUUGCAAACCUCACAUAUUAUUUUUAUUGUCAAUUCCUGUUUAUUUAUUCUUUAGUUGUCUGUUUUUGUAGCUUAAUGAUUAUGAAAUAUGUAUUUGUGUGUGAUUAUUGCUAUUUAUUAAGUUUUAAAUACUUUGCUGAAUGUCAUUUUAAAGCAUGUUUGAGGUCUUGUGUAUUUGUCGUGUUAUGCUGUCAGGAGAAACUGACUGAAAUGUUUUAAUAUGUAUCAAAAUUAAAAUGACUUUUUUUUGUA
Eptesicus fuscus (big brown bat) is the source of this 4117-nucleotide messenger RNA. RefSeq names its product LDL receptor related protein 12 (gene LRP12). Gene Ontology annotation, molecular function: microtubule binding. The transcript has 6 exons. Gene Ontology annotation, biological process: cilium assembly. Gene Ontology annotation, cellular component: cilium; microtubule. NCBI's taxonomy places the organism in Eukaryota, Metazoa, Chordata, Mammalia, Chiroptera, Vespertilionidae. The record is from RefSeq and is a predicted model, not a curated record. The coding region runs from base 176 to 2698 and encodes 840 amino acids.